Messenger RNA from Limulus polyphemus (Atlantic horseshoe crab), 1210 nucleotides. RefSeq lists its product as uncharacterized. Bases 1 to 1152 code for a protein of 383 amino acids. Lineage: Eukaryota; Metazoa; Arthropoda; Merostomata; Xiphosura; Limulidae. The record is from RefSeq and is a predicted model, not a curated record. The transcript is spliced from 2 exons.
AUGAAAGAUAAUUCCAGCCGUGCAACAGGUCGAAACGAACCACGUAUUCACCACGUACGACCAAUCGGUUCAGAAAAAUACUCUGACCCCACGCAGAAGAAUUAUCGUUCCAGAUACCACUACAAUUGGAAUCAUUCUCAUUUGCAGAGUGUGGAAGAAAGCGAUGAAAAACCCGAAGAAACCGACAAGUGUGAUUCUAACUACCCAACAGGAAACGCUAAUGGAUUUUGUUACGGUCAACCAAUGCAUGCUCCCACUUCUCGGAAUUUUGCCAACGAUUUCCUCCAAGUUACCAAAAGGGAAAAAUUAACUGGUGUUCAUUAUCAAAUCAGUAACCCUUCUCAUGAUCGCAACAUUAAAGAACCGAAAGAUCUUUCAAGGUCUCGUGGGAGAGUCAAAAGUACCGAUGUAUGUAAGAAACAAAAGAGCUACGUUCCCUGUCUAACUCGAUCCGCCAUCUUAAAACAGUUCGAACUAGGGAGUUUAGAUAAAGCUAGUUCCUAUACUUUCCAGCAGCAUCCGAUAGACACUUCGUUUCCUGCUAGCCUUGGAGAAAGUUCCUCUGUGAAUGAAGUAAAACAUUUUCAAAACCGUGAACUUGGAUUUGGGGACAGCCCAGAAAACAGUAUCUUCACUAUCAGGGGUCAAAAGACGGUCACUGACUCUUCUGUUCGUUUGAAAGACAAAACUGGGAUCGUUGAAACGGGAGAAACUAAGUUGAUGGACCCUUGUCGCAACGUCGAAACGGUGGAAAGAGAGUCAGAAAGUAUCCCGACUACUUCGCCAUCUAUCGAGAAGAAGAGAAAACGAAGACAGUGCACCUCUGAAUUUUUCUCUUUGAUAUUCUUUGUGAACUUCGUAGUUCUGUCUUCGUUAGCGCCCUGGCUUUCAAUCCCUUCGUAUGUGGUGGCGAAUAAAGAUCAAGAUUUAUUCAAACUUAUUAUGUUCGGAUGUACACUCACCUCUUUUGUGUUCCUCUUUAUUGGCUGCAUUUUAGGUAACUUUUACUGGUAUAUUGACGAGAAAACCGGCAGGUGGCGCGUUAUGCUGCAUUGUGGAAAAGGUCCAAAACCAUACUACUGGGGGUGGAUAUUUUCUUGGGGAAGAAGUGAGUCUGACAAAAAUCAUUCUCAGCGAAUAGAAACUGUAUGACCCACUAGUCUGAUCACCGGGGAUCAAAUAAACACAAAACUGUUAAAACUAAUACAUU